Messenger RNA from Fopius arisanus, 2132 nucleotides. Its product is annotated as G patch domain-containing protein 2-like. The record is from RefSeq and is a predicted model, not a curated record. Gene Ontology annotation, cellular component: nucleus. The transcript is spliced from 4 exons. NCBI's taxonomy places the organism in Eukaryota, Metazoa, Arthropoda, Insecta, Hymenoptera, Braconidae. Bases 287 to 1624 code for a protein of 445 amino acids.
UUUUCGCAAACACAGAAACUGCAUGCGAAUCGCAGUUACAGUAUCAUCACACACAUAAAUCUCGUGCUGAUUGUCAUUUCAGUUUUAUGUGACGUAUUAAUCGUCUCAACAAUCAGCACCAGUGAUAAUUCAUUGGACACUUGAAUGGUGCUGUGUUGAUGGCGCAAACAAUGUCUGAAAACACAAACAUUUACAUUCCCUGGACCACUCAAUGGUGAAUUCUAACGUCAAUCUAUCCAGUGGAGGUGCGCUGAGAUAAACAUAAAGGUUAUCGCGUAGAGUUCAGAUGGAGCGGGUUUUGAAAGCCGUCCCAGAGGAUCUGAGAGUCAAAAUGGAGGCACUAGUGCACGACUUGUCAUUAGCACUGGAGGAGAGCAGCAACUCGACGAAUGUCAAAAGACGAUGGGGUCUUAGAAGGCGUGCCAGGUCCACGGGCAAUAUUCCUUCCCUGAGUGCAAAUAAACAUUCAGAGGAUAGUUCCUCCUCCAUCUGUGACAUUCGCAUUCCGAAGACCUCCUCCACUACAAAAUACCAGUCGGACAGCGACGACACAGACAGACGAGAGUCAUUCGCUCGUUUCUGGAACCUUAAUGCGAUAAGCAACGUCGAGUCUGAUUCUGUCAACGAGUACUUCGUCCCCCGGAUAAAUACAAAACGGAAGCGCAAGUUCAAGCGAAUGGCCGUGGACUCCUCGAACCCCUCUACCUCCCAGGCGAUCACUCAAAAGAAAAGAUUAUUCAGGACUAACUGUGAAAACAGGUACAGCACGAUCUGGUGUGGAAAGCGAAAGAGAUCGUGUAGAGAGCGUUCGAUAGACUGUGAGAUGCGUUCGCCAAAGCCCACAAGAAACUCAAAAUCAAAGAGCCACCGUGGAAAGAUGCGAAGUGAGGACGCAAUGGACUGCUCAAGGAUAUCGAGCUCGAGCAUAUCAUCGAGUGAUUCAGAGGCUGGGAUCAGAGCUGAGGAGGAUCACGAAGGGGAUGACGAGCAAUCAGACUGGAUCGGUGAGACCAGCUGGUGGGACGACGAGAGCACCACCGAGGAGAAGGCCAUGGAUCCCGCACUCCAGACACUCAUUAAUUAUCGUCAGAGGUUCCAGAAGACCAGGGACAGUCUCAAUGGAAGGGAAAUUCGAGCUGGACGUCGUCAUGUGGACAACAAGCCCGGUUACUCCAUCAUAACGUCCGCUAAUGAGAAGGUCUCCAGGUUCUUGCAGGAUCCCUCUCAGAGUGAAUUGAAACUGCACCCCAUGAGGCAGCCUGAAAGGGAGAAACUCCGACGACUUGCGAAUUUGUACAGCUUAUCUUUGAAGGGCGAUCUGAGCUGCCCCAUCCUCUACAAGACUCGACACACCACACAGGCCAUUUGCGUCGAUCAGGUGUCUUUCAACAGAUUUUCAGACUACAAGAGACUCAGGAAGACGCCCCCACCAUCGCCGAACUCUGAGAUUAUUGGGAGCAAUGUUGAGGUGCCGAUUUUCACUGAAAAUUUUGCAGUUCCGGUCGUCAAUCACUCCCAGAACACUUCGGAACCUAUGAACUUUGACUGGGGGAAUCAUAGCAUGGAAGCCGAUGUCGUAACUCCCAAAUUCGAUACUGACUUUGGACAUUCCAAGUCCAGUUGAACGCAUUUGGAGAAUGUCAAUUGAAAAAUUCACGUGCAUUUGGAGCCGCCAAUCUUCGGUUUGAAAAUAGUAGGGUGAAAAUAGUAAUAAUUCUGGGUUGAAUUUUGUCGUUGGUUCCUCUCAUGAAUUUCCUACGGAAUUAUUAAAAUUUUGUGAUCUUCCUAGGAUAUUAUGAGAAAAAUUGUGGAGGGAGAGGUAGGUAUGCAAAUCACAUAUUACAAUUGGACACUUCAAGGCUUGCUAAGGUGAAUUCAAAAGUGAAGUGGUAAAAAGUAAUUUGCAAAAAAUUUUCUCUCGUCCUUUCCCACACAAUAAUUCUCUAAUCUUCCCGUAAUUUUAUAAGCAAAAAAAAAAGGCUCGAAAGUUUUCGUUUUUAGUGCUAGAAAGCAAUCUCCUGGUCCUCGUUGAAGUAAUCGAUGUCAGGAAUGAUAAUUGCUAGGCUAAUGUUAGGAUGGAUUUAAUGUAAACGUAGAUCGAUCUAAUGAAAAUUAUAUAAAAAUACAACGAA